Chondrus crispus (carragheen) is the source of this 1158-nucleotide messenger RNA. RefSeq lists its product as hypothetical. The coding region runs from base 1 to 879 and encodes 292 amino acids. NCBI's taxonomy places the organism in Eukaryota, Rhodophyta, Florideophyceae, Gigartinales, Gigartinaceae. The transcript is spliced from 2 exons. The record is from RefSeq and is a predicted model, not a curated record. Gene Ontology annotation, molecular function: RNA binding.
AUGACGGCCUUCCUUCCCACCCCCGGUGCCCCAAUUCUCAGCGGGCGGGGCACUCGCGGCGCGCAAAUAUGCUCUCGGCGCCCGGCGCCAUCACGCCAACCUGCCCGCGUGUACGUUUCGGCUGCGAUCGACGAGGCGCCUCCCAAUGACAGCAUUCCCGUCCCUCGGCCCCCGCCGCAACGUCCGCAACCCAAUGCACCUCCGCAGCGAGCUGCACCCACACCGUACAUAUACCGGGGCGAAAGGCCUAGACCUUCAGGCGAUUAUCGCGGUGCCCCCCGUCCUGCUUUCAUUCCCGAUCCGACGGCUACGUACUUCACAAAGUGUGGGUCGUGCCAGGCCGCGUACAAGCUGGAUCCGGAUUUCCCAGGGCCUCGAGGGAAAAAGGUCGCUUGCUCCGUCUGUGGCAAUCAAUGGUUUCAGAGGGCUGACAGGCUCAUGACUCUCAGGCAGGGAGAUCAGUUCAAGGAGUAUCCUGUUGACCAGAAAGACGAGCUGAUGGAGAAACAGCAGCAGCUAAGGAUGGAACGCUUUCGCGCUAGGAGUAACGAUGGUGGAGACAGGAGGGGUGGCUAUCGUCGUGAUGGGCCUCGGGAGGGUCAGGGUGCAAGGAGAAGUAACUCGCGCAACUUUUCCCCACAUUCCUUGUUCAUUGGCAAUUUACCAUUCAAUACUGAACAGGAGGAUUUGGAAAGAGUCGUCGGACAAGUAGUGGAGUUUACGCGAGUGGCCAUUAUUCGUGACCCUACAGGGCGUUCUAAAGGCUUCGCAUUUGCAGACGUCAAAAGCGAGGAGGCCGUACAGAUGGCCGUGAGCAAGCUGGACGGUAAGGAGCUUGGAGGAAGGGCCAUCACAGUCCGGGAAGGACGAAAGAAUUAAUAUUCUCGCAGUAAGGCUGCUUUGUUCCACCACUUGACACGUUGAUGAUGGACGACCGCAUGCGGAAUGCUUAUCCUAGGAACUAAGAGCGUGGAUGGAACCCGCGCUCUCGGUGCAGUUAGCUAGGAUAUUGUACUAUCGAAUUGGGCAGCCCGAGAGAGGGCGAUGAAAAGGUUGUCACGAUAUGUUUUACGGUUUGGUUCGUGGUAGGGAAACGGGUCCUGGUCGCUUUUAGGGCACUAAACUGUCGGAGAUACUUCUCGGAGCGGUUCGCCAAUA